AUGGCGGACCAACAGAUUGUUUUCACCAAGGACGCCCCUUUCCGUAAGUAUUCCAGAGAGCUGUGUGCUCUGUCCCUCCUCCGAUCCGGCUCCGAUUGUACUGAUAAGCUCCUACGAAAUUUAGCUGUCGGCCCUUACUCCCAGGCCAUCAAGACCCCUUCGGCCAUCUACUGCUCCGGCCAGAUUCCCCUCACUGCUGAGGGCACCUUGGUUGAGGGCUCCAUCACAGACCAGACUAAGCAGUGCUGCCAGAACCUCGAGGCCGUCCUGAAGGAGGCUGGUUCUUCUAUCGCCAAGGUCGUCAAGUGCAACAUCUUCAUCUCUGAUAUGGCCCACUUCGCCGAGAUGAACUCUGUCUACGAGAAAUGGUUCGCUCACAAGCCCGCCCGCAGUUGCGUCGCCGUCAAGACCCUCCCCAAGAACGUUGAUGUCGAGAUCGAGGCUAUUGCUCUCCCUUAA
Metarhizium acridum CQMa 102 is the source of this 459-nucleotide messenger RNA. RefSeq lists its product as uncharacterized. Lineage: Eukaryota; Fungi; Ascomycota; Sordariomycetes; Hypocreales; Clavicipitaceae. Gene Ontology annotation, cellular component: cytosol; mitochondrion. Gene Ontology annotation, molecular function: deaminase activity. The record is from RefSeq and is a predicted model, not a curated record.